AUGCGUAAGAGGUAUCUGGGCAUCACCCGACCUUUAACAUACCCGGCACGUCAGAACGGUCAACUGAUGGCGAAGAUGAUCUUCGGCGUGUGGUUGGUGUCGGCGUCCAUCACGCUUCCGCCAUUUUGCGGCUGGGCGAAGAACAUCAACGAAGAGGGAGUGUGUCUGAUCAGCCAGGACUUCAGCUAUACCAUCUACUCCACCGCUGUGGCCUUCUACAUCCCCAUGCUUGUCAUGCUCUUCAUGUAUUACAAGAUCUUCAAGGCGGCGAGAAAGAGUGGCGCCAAGCACCGCUUCGAAUCGGUGAGGAUGCAAGGGCUCAAAACGCAGCAGCACCCGGUGGCCGAGGAUUGCGUGGCUCUGUCUCGGCUCCUCAGCCCCGAACGCCAGAACAUGUCCAUCUUCAAACGUGAACAGAAGGCUGCCACCACGUUGGGCGUCAUCCUUGGAGUCUUUACCAUCUGCUGGCUGCCUUUUUUCAUCCUGACCACGGCGAGGCCGUUUAUAUGUGGCAUCGAGUGCAGCUGUGUCCCGAUUUGGAUCGAGAGGACACUUCUGUGGUUCGGCUACGCCAACUCGCUCGUCAAUCCCUUUAUUUACGCGUUCUUUAACCGCGACUUGCGCUCGACCUACUGGGAUUUGCUACGGUGCCGUUACCGCAACAUCAACCGACGACUCUCCGCCGUCGGCGUACACGAAGCCCUGAAGUUUUGAAACAAGACCAGGUUUUUCCAGACGCUCAUACACACAAAGGUCGUUGCCAGAUUUGGAUCCUAUGUGGAAAGGGGAUUUUUUUUUUUUUUCUUUCCAGAAACUAUGAAGGAUG
Molecule: messenger RNA, 826 nt
Organism: Ictalurus furcatus (blue catfish)
Lineage: Eukaryota; Metazoa; Chordata; Actinopteri; Siluriformes; Ictaluridae
Product: 5-hydroxytryptamine receptor 7-like
Exons: 2
Coding region: 1-714 (237 amino acids)
Biological process (GO): G protein-coupled receptor signaling pathway, coupled to cyclic nucleotide second messenger; chemical synaptic transmission; vasoconstriction
Cellular component (GO): membrane; dendrite
Molecular function (GO): G protein-coupled serotonin receptor activity; neurotransmitter receptor activity
Source: RefSeq, a predicted model, not a curated record